This is a messenger RNA of Fusarium tjaetaba, 1260 nucleotides long. RefSeq lists its product as uncharacterized. The record is from RefSeq and is a predicted model, not a curated record. The transcript has 2 exons. The coding region runs from base 1 to 1260 and encodes 419 amino acids. Lineage: Eukaryota; Fungi; Ascomycota; Sordariomycetes; Hypocreales; Nectriaceae.
AUGUCGUUUUUGGGAAAAGUACCGAAAUCUAGCCCCGACUUGGGGAUUCACCUCGACAGCGAUACAUACGUUCCUGGUGACACCAUUACUGGGCUUGUAUAUCGAAAAGCGCAUAUCGUGAGCCCAGACUCAUCACUGACUGUGUCCCUUAUCGGAACAGCGAAUACAAGUCAACAGACCAUAUUUAAGGGACCUUUGCACAUCGAGAACUGUGGUCAUAAGGAAUGGAUAUUCAAUAUACCUGUUCCACUAUAUACCGACCCAAAAAUCAACAAUGUCAGACAAGCUUUAAGCUUCAUUCCUCCUGAUACGACAGACCACGAACUGCCUCCGUCGUAUAUCCUUGGCGACGGGGGAGAAAAGGAAACAUCGGCAUGCAUCCAGUAUUUUAUCGAAGCCAAACUCACAGUCGAAGGUCAUGGAAAGAGCGAAGUUUUAGAGGCUAUAUUUCCAUUCAAGAUCAUACAAUUGACGCCAGAUGCUCCUAUCGCCAACUUUGGAUCCAGACGAAUCCGCUAUCCACGAAAAAUCUCAAGUCAGAGGCUUGUGUCAGCAUCUGAAGACGUGAGGUUGUCUUCGCUACAAAAGAUUAGGAAGCACUUCUUUUCAUCAGACCCUGACCUAGUAUUUGACGUUUUUGUUGACGUCCCAAGGAUCAUCCAACUUGACAACCCAACGCCUAUACCGAUCAAGCUUCUCGUGGCACCAAACUGGCAAAAAACAAGUCCUGUAAUUCAGAAUGUUGCACAAGAGGUCAAACUUACAACCGUACACGUUUGGAUAGUCACAGAAACAUCACUCAACGGAAGUUUUGGAGGACGAAGAACAGAAGUUGACCUUGGAGUUGUCCAAGCUCUCAACAGACUCAAGACGAACCUUCGAAUACCCUUCACACGUCAAUGGGAGCCUAUCGAUGUCGGAGAAUUGUCAGGCCUGCGAAUAGGUCUAAAAGAUACAGGAUUUCCGCAAGAAUGGAGUUUUGCACAGACGGGGUUUACGCAUUCAUUUUGUACAUAUAAUAUCAUGGUUACGCAUGCAAUUGCAUGGUGGAUUCAGGGUGAAAUUGCGGGAGUCAGGUUUGAUGUGGGUGGAGAGGCGGAUUUGUUGAUACUAAGACCGAGUGAUGAUCGAGUACGGCCUGAGGUGGUGGAGAGUGAAAUUAGUAGGACGGCAGAGGCUGAGAUACAACACGAUGAAUCGUGGAUGAGACCACCUGUAGAAGAGGCAGUACCGGCAUACAGAAAGAUCGACGGUACUUGA